Molecule: messenger RNA, 393 nt
Organism: Enterobius vermicularis (human pinworm)
Lineage: Eukaryota; Metazoa; Nematoda; Chromadorea; Rhabditida; Oxyuridae
Source: the annotation of a GenBank genome assembly
AUGCUUGCACUGCGAAUUCUAUAUGGUCUUUGUAAAGAUGUAGUCAAAGGUUAUUACGGAUUUCUUGCACUGGGACUUGGUGAUGUCCAUCAGUUCAUGAUCCUGCUUCUUUUUGCACAGGUCUACUGGGUUGAUUACAAUCCUUUCGAAGAGAAUUCCGAAUGCGCAUCGGGUUUUGCUGAUUAUCAAGAACCUGGCAUCUGUAAGCUUGCUGUGUUGUGUUCUGUUAUUUUUGGAUUAUUCCUAGUGACUGCACUUAAUAAACGGGCUCUCAAGGAAGAAAUGAAAUUCCUAGAAGAACCAGAGGCUAUGAAGUUGCAGAAGCUGAACCAAAUAGUAGUCAACUCUCAACAGUGCAACUCUAUACCUUCAAAUAGCGAGAAGGUUUGCUAA